Molecule: messenger RNA, 1362 nt
Organism: Carica papaya (papaya)
Lineage: Eukaryota; Viridiplantae; Streptophyta; Magnoliopsida; Brassicales; Caricaceae
Product: thermospermine synthase ACL5-like
Biological process (GO): polyamine biosynthetic process
Molecular function (GO): thermospermine synthase activity
Source: RefSeq, a predicted model, not a curated record
GAUAGGAUUUUUCGCACCCAAAUCAAAUCAUUGCCUUUCUUCUAUUUCUCUCCCACUCUCUCUAUUUAUACUCUGCACCAUCUGCCCACUUCUCCUCACAAAUUAAUUAACCUAUCUUUCUCUCUCCCUCUCUGAAAUUAUCCUCUCUUUUUUGCCUACUUGGUGUAAAAUCAGAAAUGGGAGAAAUUUCUUGCUCUAAUGGCAAUGGAAUUAAUGGGAAGAACCAUACACUGGCAGGUUACAGAAAGAGCUGCUGGUAUGAAGAAGAAAUAGAGGAGAAUCUCAGAUGGUGUUUUGCUCUAAAUAGUAUAUUGCACACAGGAGCCACACAGUUCCAGGACAUUGCAUUACUAGAUACAAAGCCCUUUGGCAAGGCAUUGGUGAUUGAUGGGAAGCUCCAAAGUGCAGAAGUAGAUGAAUUUAUCUACCAUGAAUGUCUUGUUCAUCCAGCACUUAUUCAUCAUCCAAAUCCGAAAAAGGUAUUUGUCAUGGGAGGUGGUGAAGGUUCGACAGCAAGAGAAAUUCUUCGACACAAGACAGUGGAAAAAGUUGUCAUGUGUGACAUCGACGAGGAGGUGGUGGAAUUUUGCAAGUCAUAUUUAAUUGUGAACAGAGAAGCCUUCUGCGAUUCGAGACUGGAGCUUGUCAUCAAUGAUGCCAGGGUGGAGCUAGAAAGUAGAACAGAUGGACAUGAUGUGAUCAUAGGAGAUCUGGCAGAUCCAAUUGAAGGAGGCCCUUGUUACAAGCUCUACACCAAAUCCUUCUAUGAGUUCACUGUUAAACCUAGACUCAAUCAUGGUGGCAUAUUUGUCACCCAGGCUGGACCCGCUGGAAUAUUUAGCCACACGGAAGUAUUCACAUGCAUCUACCAUACUUUAAAGCAGGUGUUCAAAUAUGUUGUGCCCUAUUCUGCUCAUAUUCCUUCUUAUGCCGAUACUUGGGGAUGGAUCAUGGCAUCAGAUUCGCCAUUAACGGCAAGUUCAGAAGAGGUAGAUUUGAGAAUGAAACAGAGAAUCAAAGGGGAGAACAGAUUUCUUGAUGGGAAAACUUUUACAUCGGCGGCUACGCUCAGCAAAGCUGUGAGAAAAUCGCUUGACAAUGAGACGCAUGUUUACACUGAGGGAACGGCAAGAUUUAUAUACGGCUAUGGCAAGAACAAUCAAGGUUGAAGUUCAAAAAUUGGCAGAUCACAAGAACAAAAAGAAGACUGAAAUUAAAAACUUUAUUAUUUUUUUUUUCUGGUUCCUGUUCCGUAAUCACUUUUUUUUUUUUUACUUAAUUUGAUUUUGUGUAGUUACUUGAACUGUUUGGUAUAAUGAUAUAAUGUUUGGUAUAAUGAUAUAAUGGUAAUGGAAUUUGCAA